AUUUCCUUUGAAAUAUAUAUUGUUUCUCCUUCUUGUUUUGUCUCAUUUCAAUUAUUCUGUCAUACAUAGUGUAGGGCAAGUUUUUUAUUUCUUUAUUUCUUUUGUAUGAGCAAGCUAUGUAAACAGAUCCAAAUGGCACAAAAAAGAAUAGUUGAUGCAAUUCUUCUCCCCAUUUUCAUAUGGUUAUUGCUUGGUUCCUUUGCUACUACUAUAGGUACUGCAACUGAUAUUGUUUGCUUAAAAUCUAUUAAACAUUCCUUGGAAGACCCUUUUGAUUACUUAAAGUCUUCAUGGGACUUCAGCAACAAUACAGAAGGCUUCAUCUGUGAAUUUACAGGAGUGGAUUGUUGGCAUGCUGACGAGAACAAGGUAUUAAAUCUCAGACUGUCUGGCAUGGGGCUCAAGGGCCAGUUCCCUAGUGGGAUUGAGAACUGUACAAGUUUAACGGGGUUGGACCUUUCCAAUAAUGAGCUUCAGGGACCAAUCCCAUUUAACAUCUCAAAAUUACUACCAUAUAUUACUUCUCUUGAUCUAUCGUCCAACAAUUUCUCUGGCGAAAUCCCAACCGAUAUUGCCAAUUGCAGUCAUCUAAAUGUUCUCAAACUAGACCACAACCGACUAGCUAGUCAGAUUCCACCAGCAAUUGGAUUUCUCGAUCGGAUCAAGGUCUUCAGUGUCGCUAAUAAUCUAUUAUCAGGGCCAGUGCCUGACUUUCAAAACGCUACGUUUCCAGCUGAUAGCUAUGCAAAUAAUAUUUUACUCUGUGGAGGACCUCUGGAAAAGUGCAAAGACCAUUCAAGGAAAUUCCAUUGGAGAUUUGAUUAUUCAUUCAGAAGCGGAUUUGAGAUUGGCUAUGCGGUUUCUGCAAUUUCAGCUGUGGUUGUGUAUGCAUCCUAUUGUGUGCCAUGGGUGUAUAUGGGGAAGAAGAAUGGGUUGAUUACAAUACCAGCAAUGGUAAUGUUGAUGAUGAGGAAGAAGAACAAGAAAGUGGAGUUUGACCAACUGGGUAGCUUGUCAACUGUGGAGUUCCUACUGGAGAAAGAGGUUUCUACCUCAGAGAACUUUGUUACAAGAAUGAGUUUUAAAGAUCUUCGCGAUGCAACUGAUAAUUUUAGCCAAGAUAAUGUCAUAUGGUCGGGAGAAAUGGGAACCAUGUACAAGGCACCUCUUGCUAAUGGUUGGUCCCUUGCUGUCAAGAAAUUUUUUAAUUCUCAACAAUCUGAGGAACGCUUCAUUACUGAAUUGAAGAUAUUAGGAAGACUGAGACAUGACAACCUAAUUCCAAUUAUCGGAUUCUGCAACGAAUCCAAGAAAAGGCUUCUGGUGUAUAAAUAUAUAUCAAAGGGAAACCUUUUUUAUUGGUUGCAUUCAAGGGAAGACAAGAAGAGGAUUCUUGAAUGGCCUUUGAGGAUGAAAAUUGCUGCUGGUUUGGCAAGAGGCUUGGCAUGGCUCCACCACUGUUGCGAGUUCCGUGUGGCUCAUCUUAACAUAAGCUCUAAGAAUGUGUUGCUCGAUCAGAAUUUUGAAGCCAAGUUAUCAAACUUUGGAAUGGCCACAAUGAUCAACCCAAAGGAGAUCAAUGCAAGCACCGGUUUCUGUAUGGAUACUGAAUUUUGGGAGGAGUGUUUUCUCAAGGAAGAUGUUUUCAACUUUGGACUCGUGCUUCUUGAAUUGAUUACAGGUAGGAAUAUUACUUCUUCAACUGGUUCUAAUGGAAGCUUAGGAAAAUCGAUAAGUGACUUUGCUUCAAGGUCUUCUUGUAUGUAUGAUGCCAUUGAUGAGCUUCUGAUAGGCCAAGGACAUGAUGGUGAGAUUUCCGAGUUCCUCAGAGUUGCUUGUAAUUGUGUCCAGCCCUUUCCAGAGCAAAGGCCAAGCAUGCUUUAUGUGUAUACAACAAUCAGCAUCAUUCAAGCCAGACAUGGCAAUUAGACAUGGCAAUUUACAGUCAAUUAACAUGUUAAUCAGUUCCUACAAAAUCUUAAAGUCUCCAAGAAUCAUGUGACCUGCUUGGAAAUAUUAAGCUAAGGUUUCUUUCUUCUUUUUCUCUUUUCUUUUUCUUUGUGUUUUUUUAUUGAAGUGAAAUAUUACUAAGCUUGCUUUGGAAGAGGCUAAAUUAGCUUCAUUGUCCUUGAA
This is a messenger RNA of Ricinus communis (castor bean), 2133 nucleotides long. RefSeq names its product probably inactive leucine-rich repeat receptor-like protein kinase At5g48380. Gene Ontology annotation, molecular function: protein kinase activity; ATP binding; protein binding. The record is from RefSeq and is a predicted model, not a curated record. The coding region runs from base 106 to 1929 and encodes 607 amino acids. NCBI's taxonomy places the organism in Eukaryota, Viridiplantae, Streptophyta, Magnoliopsida, Malpighiales, Euphorbiaceae. Gene Ontology annotation, biological process: protein phosphorylation. The transcript has 2 exons.